Messenger RNA from Actinia tenebrosa (Australian red waratah sea anemone), 2172 nucleotides. RefSeq lists its product as uncharacterized. Lineage: Eukaryota; Metazoa; Cnidaria; Anthozoa; Actiniaria; Actiniidae. The record is from RefSeq and is a predicted model, not a curated record.
AAAAUCAUGACGUCAUUAGCGUCGGCCAUUUUGGUGGUGCAAAUAUGGCGUCUAAUGUAAGCUCACGAGGCAAUCCUAUAGAGUUUUCGGAAUAUUACGAUUCUAUGGUUGAACCUGUCAAGGAUAGAUACAGGGAAAAAGUGCAAAACAUCGGAUUUGAUCCCUAUUCUUUAAAAAAUGGUGAUUUCAGCGAAKAUUGUGCAAAAAUUCCUAGCAUCGUAUACCCAGAUAUCGUGAACUACUUGGUUCUCCAAACAUCUUGGGCUACCAAUAAGCAGAUGAGAGCGUACAAAUCAAUGGACGCGUAUAAUUUCUUCGUAUCUGGCUGGGUCGGCACUCUCUUGAUGAAAGAGGUACAUCCAAACAAAACGCUUGUUUUUGCAAGGGUAAAUCAUUCACAAAGAGCGCGAGAAACCCCUUUAAAGACAUGGUUUUUCACCGAAAAUGAUGGCACUGUGAUUACCGCACACUGCAACUGCAUGGCAGGCUUGAGUGAAGCAUGUUCCCACAUUGGUGCCCUUUUGUUUGCCUGCGAAGCUGGUUCAAGAAUUGAGGGACUGAAAACAUGCACUGGAAACAAAAACAAAUGGUUAAUGCCCUCCCAUGUUAAGGAAAUUCCUUACCUACCAGCAUCAGAGAUGGACCUAAGGUCGGCCAAACAAAAACAUAAGAUGCUGUUAGGUGAGGGAAAAACUCCGUCUGUCUCAAGAGAUCUACCAGCAGGUAAUGCCAAUGGUAUUCAAAAUAGAACUACUCUAGAAGAACAAAACAGUUUCUUUGAAAAUAUAUCUUGUUGUGGUACUAGACCAGCAAUAUUAUCUCUUAUGGAACCAUUUAGUGACCUGUAUGUCCCAAAAYAAGUGAAUUUGCCCAAGCCUAUCACAGAGAGGUUUGAUAAAGAACCUGACCUAGAUUUCACUAGGCUUCUUGAAAAGUGUUCCAACAUUGAAUUUCRAAUCACUCAAGAAGAAUGCAAAGCUGUUGAAUCCAACAYGAGGGGGCAAGCCUCAUCAAGUCUUUGGUUCAGACAAAGAGCUGGCCRCAUAACAGCAUCCAAAUUGAAGUCUGUUUAUUGUUCCAGAGCUACAAAGCCUCCAGCAAGCUUGGUAAAGAGCAUUUGCUACCCAGAGGCUCACAAAUUCAGCAAUGUUGCCACUAACUGGGKAAAAACAAAGGAGGCAGUUGCACGCAGUGCUURCCAGAAUGAAAUGGAAAUUGUGCAUGACAAUUUCACAGUGUCAGAUAGUGGACUCCACAUAAAUCCAGAAUGGCCCUUCCUUGGAGCAUCACCUGAUGGCUUGGUAUGYUGUGACUGUUGUGGGUCGGGUGCUUGUGAAAUUAAGUGUCCCUACAAAGAUAUUGAUUUGGAACCAUGGGAAGCAGCAGAAGAGAAAGGAUUUUGCUUAAAAAGGGAUGGCAAUAAAAUUUUAUUGGAUAAAUCACAUGGUUAUUACUAUCAAGUACAGGCACAACUUUUCAUUUGUGAUAUUGAGUACUGUGACUUUGUUGUUUGGACACCAAGAGGAAUAUAUAUUGAGAGAAUCCUUCCUGACUUAGAACUUUGGAGAGGAGUUUUAAUCAAAUCARAAGAUUUUUUCUACAAAGCUAUCCUCCCAGAGGUAAUAGGACAGUGGUUCACAAGAUCUUCCUUGCCAUUUGUUGAACAACCAGUAGCCUCAGAUGAUGAUGAUGCUUAUUGGUGUCUAUGUCAGCAGCAUAUUGAAGGAAGCACCCUUGUUCGUUGUGAAAACACAGAUUGCAAAAUCAAGUGGUAUCACUUAAAAUGUUUAAGGAUGAGUAAGGAGCCAGAGGRAUACUGGUUGUGUCCUGAUUGUAACAAGUCACAGAAAUAGUGUGUGAUAGCUAGGGUAAAUAACAUGGCUGUGUUACAAUAUGCAACUUAAAAUCUCAAUAUUCACCUUAUGGCCAUGUUAUUUACCAUUUCUUUAAAAAGGAGUCUUUUUCGUUUUCUUAAUUUCAAAGAUGGCAUUUCUUAAAAAAUCUUAGCAAUGCAACAGUGAAGCACAUAAGGGCUAUAAUUCAUUUUAUUAUUCAAUCAUCUACUGUCAUAUAAAUUUAUAUACUAAUAUUGACAAUAUACAACCUUUUAUAUAAAAUGCAAUGCAACAUGGGUUUAUUUUUGAUGCAAAAAAUCAGCAAUUACUUAUCAGC